This is a messenger RNA of Triticum turgidum subsp. durum (durum wheat), 519 nucleotides long. Lineage: Eukaryota; Viridiplantae; Streptophyta; Magnoliopsida; Poales; Poaceae. The record is from the annotation of a GenBank genome assembly.
AUGGUGGAUCGCAUCGCGCGGGACGAAGGGAUCGUGAUGAACACCAUCCAGUCCAAGUCUCUGCUCGGAGUAGGUUUAAUUGGGGAGGUACCAGUGCUGCUGAUAAAGCCACAAUCAUACAUGAAUUAUUGUGGUGAAGCAAUUGGACCGCUUGCUGCCUAUUACCAAGUACCUCUGAGGCACAUUCUUGUGAUUUAUGAUGACAUGAGUCUGCCCAAUGGUGUAUUGCGACUUCAACGGAAAGGUGGCCAUGGCCGCCAUAAUGGCCUACAGAAUGUAAUUGAGCAUUUGGAUGGCUGCCGGGAGUUUCCUCGUUUAUCUAUAGGCAUUGGUAGCCCACCUGGCAAAAUGGAUACACGAGCUUUUCUUCUGCAGAAGUUUAGUUCAGAGGAACGAAUUCAGAUUGACACCGCGUUGGAGCAAGGGGUGGAUGCUGUGAGGACCCUUGUGCUGAAGGGUUUUAGUGGAAGUAUUGAGAGAUUUAAUCUGGUCCAGAAGUACAAGUUCAACAGGGCUUGA